ACUAUAUAAUCUGUGGUGUUUGUAUUUUGUUUAUUUGUUUACGAGGAAGUUACAAGUCUGAAGAGGGACUCUUCAAUUACAAAUUUUAUCCAUCAUGAAUAAUCAAUUAAUAGAAAAGAUCAUCGAAAGUAGCGGUGUCGGGUGUCCACAGCUAACGUUUGCAAAUCCUCUUUUAGACAGAAAAGUGGCAAAGGCGUUAUCCAAGAGCUUUGUAAAAAUUCUCGACUUGGCUAAAGAGAAUUGCAAUAUUAAUAAUAAUUUGCGAAUUUCGAUUUUGGAGAAUAUAAGAAAAUUGUGUACUACUGAGUCUGAAGGACAUCUACCAGUUGACGAAAGUUUAACAGAAAUGCUUACAGGACUAUAUAUCGACCGACUCGCAUCGACGGCUGUAGAAUCGACUGACAAAGACCUAGAUGCUUUUCUCAUAAGGAAUUUCAAGUCCUUGCAAAUUGAUCCACGUCAUGAAACUAACAUUAACCCGGAAAUCGUUAAAGCAUUACUUAAUCUUAAUGAAAAUGGUGUUUAUCUUGAAGUAUUAUCAAAAGAUAUUGUACAUCUAAACACAAAUCAAAGUAGUGUUAUAAAUAUUCUGAAAACUCUUUGGGAAACUGAUAACGUGAAUGGUAUGUACGAUGAUAUUUCUAUUAAAAUGAAACCAGAAAUUGAAAAGCUCUUACUGCAAACUUGUCAUAAUAUUUUAUUGAAUAGAAACAUUGAUAUAGGAAAUUUGUUAAACAGCAAUGAUUAUCUUACCCAAUUAAUAAAAAGAUCUGCGGUUUCUUCUGAAUGUUUUCAGAUCUGUUGUGGUGUUCUUAACUUUUUAUUUGUAAUGACAAAUUUUGAUUCAACAUUACAAUUGUUCAUAAAAGCGUUUGUCAAUUUAGUUAAAGUGCAGUGCCCUAAAAUCACCUUUUCGGUGUUGUACCCUGUACAUAUUAAUUAUAUUGUUGUUCUGCUUGAUAUUGACAUUAAUGAAUUGCCUGAACCAUUAAGAUGUGAUUAUAUUACACCAACCAUUAAGUAUCUUCAAAAUGUUCGUGAUAAUUCAGAAUAUGAUUUUAUUAUGUUAUUAUCACAUUUUCCACAGUGGUUUGAUAUUUAUUUUCAGAAUACUGAAUCAAAAUAAUCAAUCCUAAUAAUAUUCAGUGCAUGAGGUACAAUUUUACAUAAUAUGGGACAGAUAUAAUGUGUAACAUGUGAAUUGAAAACAGUGAAUUUCCAUAUAGGUUCCAGUCUUUGGUAUUCUGCAAUGUUAUGGUUGAGUACUGCAUCUCUCUCUUGCACUGUGAUUGAGUUCUGAAAAUGCACUACAGUGCAUUUCGUCACAUUUGAUUGUCUUUCAAUUUAUGUGCCAUACAUUAUAUUAAUAUUUUUUAAAUACUUUGUGUAACCCUUUUUGUACAGGUUGAUUUACAAUCUGUUGAUAGUUAAGUUUUGCAUAUUUUAAAUUAGUAAUUAAGAUGGACUGAUUAGAAUUAAUAUUAUUUUAAUUGAAAUAAUAUACUGUGCAGCAUUUUAUAAUGAGUAAGAAUGUAUACGUAUUUAUGUACAGCCAUACCUAAUAUAUAUGAAAAAGCCUAAGCUAAUGCCCAAUUGGGAUAAAAGUUGUUCACUUUUUUAUUAAAAUUUUGUUUUAAUAUAUUUUUUAAGAAAGUAAUACACUAGCAUUAAUUUUAAAAUAGAAUAUACACUAAGCAGUUACUGUUAUUGUUUUGCAAUAGCAUUUAAACCCAGUCAAAUCUUCAACCUCCUGAAAAAAAAUAAGUAAAAUCUUGAAACUAUUGAACAAAUUUUUAUAAAACUUGCAUUUUUUUCUUUCUUGACAAAUAUUUAAUCUUAGGUAACAAAGAACUUGUUGCAUUGCAUUCUCUUUUGCAUUUU
Molecule: messenger RNA, 1881 nt
Organism: Diatraea saccharalis (sugarcane borer)
Lineage: Eukaryota; Metazoa; Arthropoda; Insecta; Lepidoptera; Crambidae
Source: the annotation of a GenBank genome assembly